This is a messenger RNA of Asparagus officinalis (garden asparagus), 1479 nucleotides long. Its product is annotated as receptor-like serine/threonine-protein kinase At1g78530. The coding region runs from base 252 to 1301 and encodes 349 amino acids. Lineage: Eukaryota; Viridiplantae; Streptophyta; Magnoliopsida; Asparagales; Asparagaceae. The transcript is spliced from 6 exons. The record is from RefSeq and is a predicted model, not a curated record. Gene Ontology annotation, biological process: protein phosphorylation. Gene Ontology annotation, molecular function: ATP binding; protein kinase activity.
UUCAAUAAAAUUUUCUUUUGUUGAGCUUCGCCCCCUUUUCUUGCACCAAACUCUGCUGCUCAGUUGACACAUGCCCUCAUCUCAUUCACACCUGCAUCCAUCACUUCGAUUCUCAUCUGAUAUGUUCUCUUUCACAUCAUAGAGAGAGAGAGAGAGAGAGAGAGAGAAGGCUCUUUCGCUCUCAAUUUUGUUGUGGUUAAGCUCUCAUCAUCACCAAAUAUCGCUGCUGGUUACUUGAUGAUUCAAACAGCAUGACAAGUUCUGCUGUUCUAGCCCUCUAUAUUACAAUUUGUUGCGUUGCAUUCAUUAUAUCGAAGAUCAUAAUCUCGGUGCUCCUAUACAAAAGAUGGGCGAGGAAGCGUAGGAUUGUUGAAGAAAGCUUAUCAGGUGGGAAAAUGGUGAUGUUUCGGUCUCCGACAACACAGUCCAUAAAUUCAAAAGCUUUCAUGAAGACGAUGAUGAAGCUAACAAACAAAGACAUUAUCGGCUCUGGUGGAUAUGGCACGGUGUACAAAUUGACCAUAGAUGACAUGGCAUUUGCGGUGAAGAGACUAAACAAGGGACGCACAGAGAGGGAUCUUGGAUUUGAAAGAGAAGUAGAUGCAAUGGGUGAUAUAAAGCAUAGAAAUAUUGUCACUCUUCAUGGAUACUACAUAGCACCUCAGUUUAAUCUACUGAUAUACGAGCUGAUGCCAAAUGGAAGCUUGGAUUUAUUCCUCCACAGAAGGAUGCGUGAAGAAAAACCUCUGGAGUGGCCAACUAGGUUCAAGAUUGCAUUAGGAGCAGCUCGGGGUAUAGCGUACCUCCAUCAUGACUGUAUUCCUCAUAUAAUUCAUCGAGACAUUAAAUCGAGUAACAUACUACUAGAUCAAAAUAUGGAGGCGAGGGUAUCUGAUUUUGGAUUGGCAACAUUGAUGGGACCAGAUAAUACUCAUGUUUCGACUGUUGUAGCUGGAACUUUUGGCUAUCUAGCUCCUGAAUAUUUUGAUACGGGGAAAGCAACGACAAAGGGAGAUGUCUACAGCUUCGGUGUGGUUCUGCUCGAACUUUUAACAGGAAAACAGCCAACGGAUGAAUCAUUUAUUGAGGAAGGCACGAAGUUAGUCACCUGGGUGAAAGGCGUUGUUGAAGAUAGGAAAGAAGAACAUGCAGUUGAUAGUAACCUCAUCAAUUUUCCGGUUGACGAAGUCAAGAAAGUAUUUGCAGUUGCAGAAAAAUGUCUAGAACCGGAUCCUUUCAAGAGAUCAGACAUGGCUAGAGUUGUUAAGAUGCUCGAGGAAAUAAACUCGCAAAAAGUAUAAUUGGGUUUUUUUUUUAGUGUAAAGAGUAGAUUUUUUUUAAAGUCAAAUUCAGCACAAGAUUCUUUGUGCUUUUGAAAAUUCAUCAUUGAACAAAUGGUGGGCUAUGUGCAUAAUCAUUAUCCAUUAUUACUUUGUGCUGCAUAUAUAAUUACCAAAUCCUCAGACUAAUCCACAUAAU